CUAAAACUCAGUUCUUUUUUCUAUUUCUUGAACCAGUACAUAUUGUAUUUUCCAUUUAUCAAAUGAGUAAACAUUCGGUAAAUGUAAAUCAAAACUUUAAUAAUUUAUAUUUAAUUUUCAGUAGAAUAGAUUUGCUUUCAAAAGUGCCAAAAGUGUCUAUAAGAGGGGCUUAUUAUAUUGAUGAUUUGACAGUUUUUAAGGGAUUUAAGAAUCUCCUAAUUUAAAAGAGAUUUGAGAUUCGAACAAAAGUUUUAGGAAGAGAAUUAGAAGAGAUUUUAGGAAAUCUCAGGUUUUUGAAAAAAGUUAACAUGUCACUUUUAGUUUUAGUUUGAAAGUAUCUAUAAGAAAAAACUAUUCUGGAAACUGUUGUAUGAGAUGAUUAACCAACAUAUGUACACUACCAUUCACGAUCAGAAUUUCAAUAAAAUUAUUAAUGAUACAAGUUAUGUUACAAGUGAUGGAUUUUUUUCUUCACGAUCUUCUUCCUGAUCCACCACUUUUUUAUCUGAUUUUAUUUGCAAUCAGAUUCCAGUUUAGAAACUGUUUUUUUUUUGUCAAAUAAGUGAGUUCAUAUAAAAGGAGAAAGAUUUGUAAGUUACAAAAUGUUGUAGCUAUUAAGGAUUUCCUUAGCAAAAAAAAGAUAAUAAAAGGAAAGCCCAUAGUUGAAUGAAAAAUAGUUAGAGAAGUCAUUCAUGUCGUAACCAAAUUUGAUGAGAUACAUGAAUGAUAUCCUCUUUCUUUUGCCUACGAUGAUGUCACCUACAGUCAUGUCAAUAAUUUUGAAGACCAUCGUUGUUAGCGCUUGUUUCAGUUGGUCCAAAUAUUACAAAUUGUAGCACGUGUAGCAAUGCGCUUAAGGGUUCGGGAGCAUGAGUCCCUCAAUGAAAGCCAAUCAGAGAAAGCAUUCCAGAUUUCUCAGAGACCUAUGAUGAGAAUCCCAACGUUUGUAACCUAUCCUUUGAAGAACCAAAUCCCAUAUUUCUCAGAGACGUAAAUUGGAGACGAUAAUUAGCGAUUUAAGUGAAUCAUUGCAAGUGUAUGGUGAACAAUUACAACUUCUUAAAUGAAAAAUUGCAAUUGUUGGUGAAUGUAAUUAUAGUGAUGAGCCAUUGCAUUUGUUGGUAGUUGUAGAAUUUUGGUGAUAAAUCAUUGCAAUUUUGGUGUAAACCAACCAUUGCAACCCUUAAUCUUCUAUAUAAAGAGUUAUGGACAUUGACAAACCAUAUCAAUCACAAAUAGACUAGAAAAAUGAGAGAUUCAUAGUAAAAAGAUCAUCAAAAGUAAUGAUAUGCUUUUAUGUGUCUUUUCAUUUUAAAUAUUUUUUAUUGAUAUGUUUUUGGUUAUUUUCUCACUUUCAGUUAUAUUAUACAUUUUUAAAAUCUAUGGAAAGUUUAUGGAUAUGUUUUUCUCUUUUUUGUGACACAUAAACUUCUUUGAAAACAAAAAUAAGAUACUUUAUAUAAAAUCAUAAAUUAUACAAAGUGGCAAAUAUUUUUUAAAAUAAAAGUAGUUAACAAUAAUAGCUUAAAACAUGCAUACAAAUUUCAAUAUGUGUGCAUUUACCAAUUGAUUAUAUUCUUUUAGUUGCGGUCUAUUUUUCAUGUAACAAUUGAAUAGUUUAUGAGUAUUUAUUCUUAUAAUUCUCAAUUUUAUCUCUAUUUGAUCAAAUUUUAUUUUAUUUUACAUGCAAAAGAUGAAUUUUUUCAUGGAUUUUUCUGUUGAAUAGAUGCAUCCUUUAAACAUACUUAAAAUGUUGUAAAAAAUGUAUCCUUUCAGAAAAUUAAUAUUUUUAUAUUUAAAUUAUAUUUCAGAUAAAAGUUGAUCUGUUUAUAUGGGUGUAUCUUUGCCUUUUGAUUAAAUGAAUUGAAAUAUGUUUUAGACUCAUUGAUAAAGACAUAUUUAAAAUAAAUAUAUUUGCAUAUAUUAACAUAUUAUAAAAACAUAAAUUUGAAAGAUGAUGGAAUUAUGUUUUAAAAAUCAUAUUUUUUUGUUCACACCUUUUGAAAACGAUACAAAUGAAAAUAAAUAAAUAUAUAUUAAUUAUGAAAUAUUUGAUACAAAACAACUUGGAAAUAAAUAAUGUAAAUACAUUAAAGACUCAACAUGAUUGAAUAUAUUUUUAGGACCAAAAUAAGUUGAAUAAUUUUUAUAUAUUUAUAAUAUUUUCUAUUACAAUAUGUAAAUAAUUAUUUUUAUAAAAUGAGUUUCCGUGUGACAUCGCACGGGUUCUUUACCUAGUCCUAAUAGUAAGAGAAAACAGCCGUUAAAAUCCCGAACUUUCAAAUUAAAGCCAAAAAAACCUUCAACUCAUGUUUAAGCCAAAAUAAUCACCAACUUUCAAAUAUUGGUCAUUUUAAACUUCAUAUUUUGUUGACUUGGUCAUUUAAGAGCUCCAAAUAGUCAACCGUUAAAUUUGAUUAAAAAUAAAUGCAUGUUAACUCUCUAAACGACAUCAUUUUAAAAAUCGAUUAAAACAUUGAUCAACCGAGGUUUUGUUUUCUUCUGAAACACUUAAAACAUCUCUUUCGCGAGACCAAAGUGAAGAAGAUGAAGUUGAUUUGGGGCUCUAGUUUUGCGAAAGAGAUGAUUUGAGUGUUUCCAGAAGCAAAAAGACGUCAUUUAAUCAAUGUUUUAAUCAGUUUUAUAAAAAUAAUAUUGUUUAGAUAGUUAAUAGACAUUUAGUUUUAAUUGAUUUUAACUGUUGACUAUUCGGGUUUUUUAAACGGCCGAGUCAACAAAAUAUGAGAAUUAAAAUGACUAAUAUUUGAAAGUUGAUGAUUUUUUUGACUCAAACAUAAGUUGAAGGUUUUUUUGGCUUUAAUUUGAAAGUUCAAGGUUUUAAUGGCUGUUUUCUCCUAAUAGUAAUAACACUUUCAAUAUUUUCUAAUCUUUUAGAUAAACAUAACACUUAGGGUUAGGAUAGCUUGUGUUUGUGUUUCAAGUUAGCCUCCAAACUUAAACCAACAGUUUAAAACCCUCAAGCGAUAAAUUUUACAUUAAACAAAUAAAUAUCGUUUCCCACGCUUGACAUUUUAAAAAACUUAAAAGCAAUCUAGCAGUUUCCAGAAAAGGUAAAAGAAAUUAGAGGAUAGAGGCAGAAUCAUACCAAAAUUAUGAAAUAAUCAUUUGCCAUUAUUAGUCAUGGUCUAUUCCUUUCUUAUAUUUUAUAUUAUUUUUUCUCGAAAAAUUCAAUGCAUCACUCACCAAUAAUAGUGUAAUGGAUCUCUCAUCAAUAAUGGUGUUCUAUCUGUAUAAAUAAACCCCUGAUAUGGGGGGGGGGGGGGGGGGGGGGGGGGGGGGGGUGAAUAAGAAUAAGAAGAACAAAUAUGAGCCUAGGCUGUGAUCUCACCGUUCUAGAAGAGCUAACAUCAAACGCGAAGCAAAUACAAGAUGAUGUAUUGAACAAGAUACUCAAUGCUAACGCAAACACAGAGUACCUCAAAAGGUUUCUCCAGGGGAGCUCUGAUAAAGAGCUGUUCAAGAAGAAUGUACCGGUGGUGAGCUAUGAAGAUGUUAAGCCUUAUAUCGAUCGUGUUGCAAAUGGAGAACCCUCUGAUAUCAUUUCCGGCGAACCCAUUACUGCGUUUUUCCGAAGCUCCGGAACUACUAGUGGGAAUCAAAAGAUAUUUCCUGCGAACAACAUCACUUUUGAGAAUAUUCUAUUCGCCUUUUCCCUAAGCUCGGUCGUUAUGUCCAAGCAUGUUGAGGUUUAUAAGCAAGGAAAGGUGAUGAGCUUUACGUUCACUCAGACAAUAUCCACAACUCCUUGUGGUUUGCCUCUCGCUCCCGGGUUAACAAGCUUCAUAAAGAGCGAAUAUUAUAGGAGGCUGGCUAAAAAUAGUACAAGCCCUUAUCAGAUCAUACUGUGUCCGGACACCAAACAAAGCAUGUACUGUCAACUUCUCUGUGGUCUUGUCCAGAGAGACGAGGUUGUAAGCGUGGGUUCAGUAUUCGCUUCUGUCUUGGUUCAAGUUAUCCAUUUUCUUGAAAACUACUGGAAAGAGUUGGCUAGUAAUAUAAGAUCCGGUCAUCUCAGCGAGUGGAUCACCGACCUUAGUUGUAGAGAAUCUGUCUCUACCAUCCUUGUUGAGCCAAAUCCUGAGUUGGCAGAUCUAAUCGAAAACGAGUGCGGACAAACAUCUUGGCAAGGUAUAGUUACACGACUUUGGCCUAAAGCCAAAUGCAUGGAAGCUAUUAUUACAGGAAGUAUGGCUCAACACAUCUCAGCGUUGGAGUUCUACUCUAAUAAACUGCCUCUAGUUUCCCCAAUUUAUGGAUCGUCUGAAGCAUUUUUCGGGCUAAAUUUGGAACCUCUAUGCAAGCCACAACAUGUGUCCUACACAUUUCUACCCAACAUGUCAUACUUCGAGUUCAUAGAUGUUGAUGUCGAAGGAGGAACCACGUCGGGAGAGGUUCUGGAUCUUGUGGAUGUAAAGUUAGGUCGGUACUAUGAGCUCUUGGUCACAAACUUUUCCGGUUUACACAGAUGUAGAGUGGGAGAUGUUUUAGAGGCCACUGGGUACUACAACAAGACACCACAAUUCAGAUUCGUACGUAGGAAAACUACGGUUUUAAGCGUUCAUCUAGAGCCAACGACUGAAGAAGAUCUUUUAAAGGCGUUGGCUCGUGCCACAGUAAUUCUUGAAUCUUUGGAAUUAAUGUUGACAGGUUUUACAUGCUAUGGGGACGUCUCCACUGUACCGGGUCACUACGUUUUUUACUUGGAACUCAAAGCCAAAGUCAACAAUAACAGCAUUGAUGAUGAAGUACUUGAUAACAAGGUAUUGGUGGAAUGUUGUCGUGUCAUGGAGGAAUCAUUAAAUGGUACUUAUAGACGUUUCAGGAGGAAAAAUGGAUCGAUUGGAGCUCUAGAGAUAAGAGUGGUGCAACAAGGAACGUUUGAUUCUCUCAUGGACUUUUUUGUCUCCCGAGGUUCUUCUAUAUCUCAGUACAAGACACCUAUGUGCAUAAACUCUGCUGAGGCUUUAAAAGUUCUUGAAGACAAGGUUCUUGCUCGGUUCUUCAGCGACAAAUCCCCUCCUAUCUGAUCCAGAUAUGAUGAUGACCACCGGUGAGAGUGGUUUGCGUGUUUAUAAAUUGCUUGUGGUUUAUUUAUUGUGUGUUUUUCUCCUUUUGUCGUUGUGUUUAAUGUUGUGGGUGAUUCAGUUAAGUGUGAUUGAUGCAUUUUAAAAAAAAAUUCAUAACUGUGUGAUGAAAGCCAUAAUUAGAAGGCACUGAUCAAUGAGAAUGUCUUGGUAA
Molecule: messenger RNA, 5259 nt
Organism: Brassica rapa (field mustard)
Lineage: Eukaryota; Viridiplantae; Streptophyta; Magnoliopsida; Brassicales; Brassicaceae
Product: 4-substituted benzoates-glutamate ligase GH3.12
Cellular component (GO): cytoplasm
Molecular function (GO): acid-amino acid ligase activity
Source: RefSeq, a predicted model, not a curated record